Saxophila tyrrhenica is the source of this 1710-nucleotide messenger RNA. It is a transcript of the gene DPL1, whose product is annotated as Dihydrosphingosine phosphate lyase. The transcript has a single exon. Lineage: Eukaryota; Fungi; Ascomycota; Dothideomycetes; Mycosphaerellales; Extremaceae. The record is from RefSeq and is a predicted model, not a curated record. Gene Ontology annotation, molecular function: sphinganine-1-phosphate aldolase activity; pyridoxal phosphate binding. Bases 1 to 1710 code for a protein of 569 amino acids. Gene Ontology annotation, biological process: sphingolipid catabolic process; carboxylic acid metabolic process. Gene Ontology annotation, cellular component: endoplasmic reticulum.
AUGUCCAGCUCACGAAGGCUCCCCGUGAGCAUACCAGACCUUCGCAAACAGUUGAGCCUCCAACGACCAGUCAGGCGAAGACCCGUUAUCACACUCUCGCAAUGUCUCGAUGCUUUCCAGAAGAUCCUACUUGCGCUGUUCAUACUUCGAUAUACUAGAAAGACCUUCAUACAGCUUCGCGGAUACGGGAUACUAGGAUCGGUACGGCAGCUCUACCGCGAUGUGUACAGAAGACUCUACGCUCUCUUCCUACGGCUGCCCUUCGUACAGGCCAAGGUGCAGGCGCAAGUACAGAAGACCGUGGUUGAGCUGCAGGAGAAGCUUGUACCAUCGGGACCUGGUGUGACACAGUACACUGCUCUGCCCGCGUCAGGAUGGACGGGCGAGCAGGUACGGACGGAGCUGGAGAAGCUGGGCGAUAUGAAGCACACACAGUGGGAGAAGGGGAGAGUGUCCGGAGCGGUAUACCAUGGCGGCGAUGAGCUCUUGACGUUACAGAGCGAGGCGUUCAAGAGGUUCGGUGUUGCAAAUCCCAUCCACCCAGACGUCUUCCCUGGCGUACGGAAGAUGGAGGCGGAAGUAGUAGCCAUGACACUCGGCCUCUUCAACGCGCCUGAAGGCGGAGCAGGUGUCACCACAAGCGGAGGGACAGAGAGUAUCAUCAUGGCCGUCCUUGCUGCACGUCAGAAGGCCUACCACGAACGCAGCGUGCGCGAACCGGAAAUGAUCCUCCCAGACACUGCGCACACGGCCUUCCGCAAAGCAGCAGAGUACUUCAAGAUCAAGUUGCAUCUCGUACCCUGCCCAGCACCGUCCUACAAAGUCCAGAUCUCGACAGUCAGCCGCCUCAUCAACAGCAACACCAUCAUCCUCGUCGGCAGCGCUCCGAACUUCCCACACGGCAUCGUCGACGACAUCCCCGCCCUCUCCCGCCUUGCUCUCAAGCACAAACUCCCGCUCCACGUCGACUGCUGCCUCGGCUCCUUCAUCAUACCCUUUCUCGCCCGCGCCGGCUUUCCUGCGCCAGACUUCGACUUCAAAGUCCCCGGCGUCACGAGCAUAAGCGUCGACACGCACAAAUACGGCUUCGCACCGAAAGGCAACAGCGUUGUGCUCUACCGCUCCGCCGCUUUGCGGAGGUAUCAAUACUACGUCUGCCCCGACUGGGCUGGUGGUGUCUACGCUUCACCCAACAUGGCUGGCUCACGUCCCGGAGCGCUGAUCGCGGGCUGCUGGGCGAGUUUGAUGAAGAUGGGCGAGGACGGGUAUCUGAGUACUUGCUUGCAGAUUGUUGGCGCGGCGAAGACGAUUGAGAAUCGCAUUCGCACUUCUGAUGCGCUCCGGCACAGCAUCGUUGUAAUCGGCAAGCCAAUGGUGUCAGUCGUGGCUUUUACCGCGAUCUCGAAGCCAAGGGACCCUUUCUACGCGUUAGAUAUCUACGAUGUCGCGGACGCAAUGAGUGCGAGAGGAUGGCAUCUGAACGCGCUGCAGGACCCGGCGGCAAUACACGUCGCGGUCACGGUGCCGAUUGUGGCGGUGGUAGAGGAGCUGUUGAAGGAUUUGGAGGAAGUGGUGGAUAGCGUUAGGGGCAACCCAACUGAGAAGAAGGGUGAUGCAGCGGCGUUGUAUGGUGUUGCUGGCGCGCUGCCAGAUAAGAGCAUCGUAAGGGAGUUGGCGGAGGGAUUCCUGGAUACGUUGUAUAAGACGUGA